Momordica charantia (bitter melon) is the source of this 1304-nucleotide messenger RNA. RefSeq names its product Photosystem II reaction center PsbP family protein. Lineage: Eukaryota; Viridiplantae; Streptophyta; Magnoliopsida; Cucurbitales; Cucurbitaceae. Gene Ontology annotation, biological process: photosynthesis. Gene Ontology annotation, cellular component: photosystem II oxygen evolving complex; photosystem II; extrinsic component of membrane. The record is from RefSeq and is a predicted model, not a curated record. Gene Ontology annotation, molecular function: calcium ion binding.
GACUUGAACACAAAAUUUUCAGAGUACAAAGGAAGAAAAAGUAAGAAAAUUAAAAAAAUCAAAAUAAAAUUUAAAACUUUCACGUUAUCACUUCAUACCCCUCCACUCUUCGCGAUUUCAACUAUUGCCCCUAACUUGGCAAUCAUCAUAAAAACUACCCCCACAUUGUAUUGCCAAUAAAUAGAAAUACAAUUAAGUAGCUCUCCAUUUCCCCUCUGGAAAAAAAAAAAAGAACCCAUCGGAAAAUGGCUUUGAGUCGCUGCUUUUCCGGCAGCCAAAUCACGUAUUUCCGGCGGAGCAUAACAUCGGCACAGUCGCCGUCCGACGACCCUGCCGGCAAGUCUGCGGCGGAGCAAUUUGCGCCGCUGGCAGUAACGUUUCGGCGGAGGCUAACUGUUGGAAUUGGCUCAGCCUCUCUGGUGGCCGUCGGCGCAAAUUUGGCCGGCAUUACGAGCUUUCUGCUGGGUUUUUCGCCAGAGAAUAGUCGCCGCCUGAGGCUGGAUGUGGUCUAUCCAAUCGGAGGGUACAGUCGGUGCUUUGAAGCCAACGAAGGAUUUCAGCAUCCAGAGUUUAUAUACCCAGAAAGUUGGGUUGGAGACCAAAGGUUGUUGUAUCGAGCAGCUGAAAAGUCAGAAUUUGAAAGAUCACUUGACCCCCCACCCUUGACCACCUCCACUGCAGAUCGCCGUCGUCGGAAUGUUAAUGAGCCCGUGGUUGCAUUUGGUCCCCCAGGCUCGAGCGGAGAGCUCAAUGUUAGCGUCAUUGUGUCUCCUGUCCCACUCGAUUUUUCAAUUGAAGCAUUCGGAGGUCCAAAGGAAGUAGGGGAGGCUGUGAUCAGGACUAUUACAAAGGCCAGCAAACGCCCUGAUCUCAAAGGAACCUUGAUACAAACUACUUUGAGAGAGGAUUUGCAGAGAAAUGUCAAGUACUAUGAACUGGAAUUUAAAGUCGAGAGCUCCUCAUUUCAGCGGCACAACAUCGCUGUCUGUUGUGCUCGUCGGGGCAAAUUAUAUACACUGAAUGCACAGGCACCGGAAUCAGAAUGGCCAGUCCUAAAACCAGAGAUCAAGACAAUUGCCAAUUCCUUUUGUCUCUCAGCUUAAAAGGUUCUUAUGUUGUUGUUAUGAGGUGUGGUUUGAGGAGAUCUUUUGACGGGGUCAAAAGUUUAGAAUGAAUGUAUAACCCCUCGUCUUCCCGUUUCUGAAUUAUAUUGUAUACGUUCACAAUGUACGUACACCAGGCUGAGAACCUCAAACAUAUUUUUUGUUAGUUGGUAUAUGCACAAGAUCUCACUAUUGCAUGCA